Drosophila subobscura is the source of this 1537-nucleotide messenger RNA. RefSeq lists its product as uncharacterized. The record is from RefSeq and is a predicted model, not a curated record. Lineage: Eukaryota; Metazoa; Arthropoda; Insecta; Diptera; Drosophilidae. Bases 209 to 1420 code for a protein of 403 amino acids. The transcript has 2 exons.
CGCGAUCUGUCGCACACUUCAGUAGAGUCGUAGUCGUAUCCCAGGAAACAAGUCCCUCGCACCCCACAGCGCACUUUCGUAGCAUCAGCAUCAGCAUCAGCAGCGUCUUGGAGCCCAAUCUGAGAAGCGAACACCACCAUCUUGGAAUAUCCCCGAUCCGAAGCGACCACACCAGACCAGAUCCGACAACAAUAGCAUUGACCUGAAAAUGAGAGGGACAAGCUCUUCAACAUGGAGUGCGGUGGCUCUGAUGGGCUGUUUGACUGUGUGUCUUUCCGUGGGCCACGUCCACGGCCACGCCAACAACGACAAUGACCGUGGGAGCACAAGCGUGACCGGAAAGCCCGCCCUGAUCCGAACGGAGCUGCGCUUUGGUCGCAACCUGGACCCAUCCAAGGUGCGAGUCGUCAGCGUCAAGUCGAGCAAGGGCGACGAUGUGGAGAUCCUGGUCGGCAAGAACAGUCGCAAAGCUAGGGCCGAGGAGGCGUCCGGCUCUUUCUUCGUGCGCAGCUCGGACGUCAAGCGCCCCGUAAUACAGCCGAAGAGCAAUGCGAGCGGGCGCCAACUUACCUUCGAGCACAGUCCGGCCCUGCUCAAGCAAAGCGAACUGGCCCAGCAGCUUGAGGCCUAUCGUCAGCGAAGGACCGAGGCGGAGCAACGCCAAGCGAAGCUCAUUCAGCUGCAGCUGGCCAAGGCGCAGAGCAAGAUUCUGGAGCAGCACGCAGUGCAGGGUGACUCCCGCCGAGGGCGACAGCUUGGGUCCGACUUGGCCUGGCAGCCGGUAUACGUCGUCCCGUCACAGCAGAGUCCUCGCAGGAACUUCUCGUUCGCUGCGGACCGUCAGUGGCAGCAGUACUUGUUUGCCGACGCGGUGGAGGCCCAGCCCCGAGUGCAGCGUCAGGCGCAGGGGCCGAUCGUGAGAUUCCCGCAGGACAUGCAGUACGCUGCCUCUGAGCCAGGAAGCCAGCAGUACUUACCCAGGGACAGGGACACGCGCUCCUAUGCCAGCAGUGGAUCGCCAUCGCCUCAGCGGCACCAUCCUCAGAAUAUCAUCACCAAGCACAACUACAACAACUUGCCGCAGAAGUCGAAGUAUGUGAGCUACAUGCCGCACUCCGUGGUCGUCACAGCAAGUGCAGGCGUGGCAGCUCCCUCAGCCUCGCCGAACCGUAGGCGGCAGCCCGUGCCAGUGCCAGCGGCAGUCCACAGUGGGAGUCCGCACCGCAAUCCCAUCGGACAGAGUACCCACAGCGUGGUGGACGGACCCGCCGUGACGCUCAUCGAGGGCGUCCGAGUGCCGGACACAGCUGAGGACAAGGUGAAGACUUGGCGCAACGCGCGCGUCCUGAACAACCAAUUGGUGCCAUAUCCCGAAGGCUACACGCCGCCCCGCGCCCAGAUGCCCAGCUUCGACAGAUGAGCGAGCGGGAGGCAGCAGGACGAAGGAGGCUGAAGUGGAUGCUACCGUUUCGGUUCUGGGUGCUUGGCACUCGACACGAGUGUGCCGGGGCUGGAUCGCCUCACACGUACAAUCUUA